AGAUUUUCAGGCAUGAAGUGAUAGUAUGUGUGCCUUGAAAAAUUUCCCCUUGAAGCACUUGCGGUUUGCUUCGAAAGAUAUUCUUGCAGCCGGUUUGAAUGGACGGAAAUGGAUAACUUCGGAUGAAGGAUACAAUCGGGAUUACCGUGGUCUGGCGGAGAUCGCAAAUGUCGACAGGAAACAGGACUAUUCUGUGCUGGAUAAUCCAGUUGAGGCUGUUUUGAAUGAAUGGAUCCGAAUCAGUGGCACUUUUGGAGACCUGAUUGACGCACUGGAAGUGCUGGACAGAUACGAUGUUCUCGACGACGUGAUGCCCAAUUUACUUCUGGACGCAGAACAAUGUGAUUCUGAGGAACCUGUGAACAAAUUUGAACAUAACAUUGGUUUUUGUAUUGAUAAUGGUUGCAUAACCAGAAGUGAUCUCGUCGGAAUUGAGAAGGGGGAGGGUCUCGCAAAGUACGAUGCGUUCCUUUUGUUCGCGGAUGCCGAUCAAGAUUUUGCUCAUUCAACUGUGGAUUACCUGGAAAAUGAUUGCGGAAUGAACUUGUGCUUGAAGGACAGAGACUUGCUUGGAGGCAUUCCUUUCGAGCACGACGCUGUUAUGAGACUUAUCCAAGAACGCUGCCGACAUCUUCUUAUAAUUUUGUCAUCGGAAUUCUUCGAGAGUGUGGAGUGCAAGUUUUAUACGAAAUUUGCACAGGCGUUGAGCAUCGAGAAGCGCUCAAGAGUCGUGUUACCGAUUAGAUACAAGGAAAUACCCUCGAGCACGAUUCCUAGUUUUCUCACCGGAAUUCACCACCUUGACUAUACUCGUGCGAUGAAUGGCCGCUGGAAUUUCUGGGAAAAGCUUCGAGAUUCUGUCCGGGAUUCGGAGAAAGCCGUUUUAAAAAAGACCGCUGCUCUGCAAACGAAUUCUAAAUUUUCUAGUGAAACUGUUUUAGAAAAACCUGCGUCUGCUGUAUCUGCACCUGUGGUCGCCGAUCGUCGGAAAAAAAGUACAUUGAAGGCCAUAUCAAAUCUCUUCAAGAAAUCCUCGUCUUCCGUGGAAAUGGGUGCUUCAGGAACGCUUUUGCUUCCAAAUUUACCGGAUCCCCCGAGUGAUCUUUCUGUGAGCGAUAUUGCGGGCUCAAAACCGCGAAAGAAAGGGAAACUUAGGCCGAUUGCAAGUUUCUUUGGCGUGAUCCUGUCUUCUUCGAAUGUUUUAGUCAAUAUUGUGAUGUCGAGUUCUGCCAGCCCCUUGCGAAGUGCCUCCGAUCGGGAUAUUGAUUUCUUUGAUCGACGCCAUGAAAUGCAUGAACAUUUCGCGUUUGAAAUCGGUUCGAAAAUGCGUGUUCCAAAGCGCAUCACCUUGACUGGUGCGGAAGAUGAUGUAUUCUCGUCCACGUCUCACUCAACUUUGAACCGAGGGGCUAGUUUUGGAUCUGCGGAUGACCCGACUUUGAGGAACAUGAUGAAUGUUCCCGAUAGAAUUCUUGUUGCUGGUCAAGAGCGACACGUCGGUGCAAAAGCUCCUCCAAGGGAACUUGUUCUGGAGCAAUCUGUUAUGCCGCCCGUGAGAGAAGCUGUACGAGUGCAGACCCCGCCGAGGGUGAUCACACUGGAAGAGUGUAAGUUUCCUACAGCCGAUGACCCGCCGGAAGAAAGCGUUUCUCCUGCCAAAAGUAUUGAAGCUGUAAUUGAUCACCAGACCGGGACAUCGCACAUUAUCAUGAACGGAGGGGAAGGCUUCGGAUCAGUUAGUGUGGAUUUAGAAAGCAGAAGUGAUGUUCUGCCAACCAUGGCUCCACCCUCGAUGCCUGGUGGCGACAUGCAAAUCAUCCGUUACCUCAAUAGACUCAAUCACCGGGUACGAAGAUUGGAAGAUGAAGCGUAUCAGCGCAAUCAGCGGGAUAUUCUGCUCGGCAUUCUCUUCGCAGCGUAUGCUUUGAUGAAAACCGUUCCUAAUGUGAUGGGGGAUAUCGCAGAAAGUCGUAGUAUAUUUUCUCAGUCACCCGAAGAAGAUACCUGUGUUAUCUCUGUGGUACGCGAAACUGCAGUUUCGUUUGAUCCACUUGCGAACGCGAUCGAGUUCCAGAAUUCGAGGCGUUCGGAUUCUCCCGAGGCAAACAUACAGUCAAAUCCAUCGACCGGGCCUUUCGAACCCGACUGCUUGAGUAUGGAGACUGAAAAUAAUUGGAAAUCAUGUGAAAACGAAGUCAUGGGAUGUGAUGAGACGAAAUGUAGUGAUCUGGUUUUGCCGCGAGGAUUCGACUUCAACGCUAUGAAGCUUCAACUUCAAUCGCGUAAGUCGAACAGUGUAGAAAAUGUGCCGUGCCAAGAUGGCCGAAAGGGUGAAUUGGAAAAGUCAGCUUUUAUGCAUUUUCUUGCGCGUGAGAAUUCAGCUGCCGACGAGCUUGGCUCGAUUGUCGAUCUAGGAAACGAUGUUCCAAGUUGCGAAUCCGCAGUUGUAUUAAGUUGUGGUUCAGAUGUGAGUCAAGAUGGUGAAAGCAAGAAUCAAAUGGAAUAUUUAAAUGCUGAUGUAAAGAAGCAUAUCUUGUGUUCAAAGAAUGGAAAUGAUCUCGGUCAAGGAUCUUCUUCGGUACAUACCCGGGAAACGAAUUGCGUCAGGAAAUCGAAAAGUCUUCCGUCAUUGGUGACUUCAGAACGGUGUGCCCAGUUCAAAACUUUUUCUACAUCGAAUCGAGGACUCGUUGAUAAUGUUGCGGACUCGAAACUGCAGAAGCCUGGGAUCAAUAUUUUUCAAAUGUCGAAGGAAAUUGAAAAUACGGAAUGUUCAAAGGAAGGUCGUCAGUCAGACGAGAAGGUUGAUCUCGAAGUGUGUUCAAAUUCUUCGAAGCUUAUGAGGUGCCAGUCGCUGUUACUUUCUUCCGCGAAAGUUCGUGAUCGUGAAAGAAUAUUGAGAUUCUCCUCGGAAAAUACUUCGAUGAAAGUAUCGGGAAAGUCUUCGGUAAACGGAAUGGAUUUUGUUCCAAGAGUAGCUGAACCUUUGGAAAAACCGGAUGUUCUCCUGUCGAAUCGCAGUGCGGAAGUUCGUGAUGCGAUGUCUUCAAAUCUCUCUGCUGAUUCAAGUCCGAAAAAGCAGAAUCACCAUUCGUCUCCGAAAGUUCAAAAUAUGAUUUCCGAGAGUCUUCAGAUUGAUUCUAGUCAGAAAAAUCGUUCGGAGUGCAAUUCGCCGCCAGAAGUGCAAAAUGUGAUGGCCGAAGAUCUUACAGAUGAUUCAAUGGUUCAAAAAAAGAUGUCCGAAAAUCUUCCGAAUGAUUCAACUCCGGAGAAUCAUGAGGAUUCCAUUUUAUCAAUUGCGUCUGUUCACACGCUGAAUUCCGCUGAACUCGUUAGUCGAUUGGGUAGUGAUUCCGUGGAAGCGUCUGAAACCAAGACAUCUUUCGAUGGCAAUAAAAUUAUCAACGUUUGUGUGCCUGACUCUUCGGAACGUGUUGACGAUGUCCCACAAGAAACACUCAUGGAUCUACACUCCUCACAAGUGUUGAAUACCAUCACUACGUCUUUGUUCAACCAGAGUGUUUCUUCCGGAAAAUCCACGGUGUCUUUAUUCGAAGAAUCUUCUGGUGAAUCACCGAGUGAAAGGAUAAAUCCGAUUGCUCACUCGAAUGCUUCGUGGGAUUCAAUCGUUGAAAGUGUACACGAUAUUUCGAUCGAAGGAAUCAAGAUAGCAACUCCUCCAUCGAAUCUGAAUUUUAUUUCGAUGCGAUCGCCAUCUGUGCUCAAAACUUCGCACUCCGAUUCGCUCAUCGAAGGCAUUAGUCCAAUUGUGAUGGAUGACGAAGAAUGUUAUCCAAAGGACGUUCAAAAUUGGAUUGGAGAUGGUCAAGCUGAAGGAUCGGGACCUAGUUAUCCUGCCGAAAAUCUUGAUAACAUUGAUGUCAUUAUUUCAAGUCCGCGGAUCGAACGAGCUAAAUCCCAGGGAGCGAAUUAUUCAUCAUUGGAUCCUAACAAGGCGAUUUCUCAAGUCGUUCUUGACUUGUCCGUGAGGCGUCGAACAUUGUGUAUUCCCGACGUUCAAAACCCAAUGGAUGUGGAUGAAAUGAUCCCGAUGUCACAGGCCGUGUUGGAUUUGUCUUCCAGAGGAAAGGUUGUGGUUUGCCGAGUGCCGCCGACACCUGUCAAGAGAAAUUCUAUGAAUCGAAGGUGCCCGGAAAGUAUGGGAAUCUCGGAACCAGAUAAACAGUGCAUGAAGGAGAAUAAUUUGGAGCAGACACCAGUGCAAUAUGCGUUUGCCCGACAUCAUCGAGAG
This is a messenger RNA of Notodromas monacha, 4252 nucleotides long. NCBI's taxonomy places the organism in Eukaryota, Metazoa, Arthropoda, Ostracoda, Podocopida, Cyprididae. The record is from the annotation of a GenBank genome assembly.